CGACCAAUCCACAAACGUCACCAUCUUUAAUGUACCUUGCUAGGACUGCGGCUACCGGGCAGCCGCAAACACCGCCUUGCAAUUGUGUACCAAUAGUUCUCCCCUUUUGUGCUACUAGCUCUACGUCGUGUAUUUGCAUCUACUUCCUCGUUGUAAUUGAUAUGAACCGGUUGUUUGGUUCUGGAAAAGCCAAAACUACUCCGAAUCUGACAGAUAUAACGGUGAACGUUGAUGAACGAAAUGAAUCAGUCGAGAAGAAAAUUGCCAAGCUCGACGCGGAAAUUGCAUUAAUAUCAAAGCAGAUGAAGAACAUGAGAGAAGGGCCAGCUAAAAACAGCCUCAAACAGAAAGCGCUACGCUUACUACGACAGAAAAAAGCCUACUGUCAUCAAAGCGAACAACUUGCCAACCAAAGCUUUAAUAUAGCCCAAACGGAUUUCGCUAUCAAGUCACUUCAGGACACUAAGUCGGUCGUCAGUGCUAUGGAGGUCGGAAGAAAACAAAUGAAACAGGGAAUGAAAAAAAUAAAUGUUGAUAAAAUAUUUGAUAUGCAAGACGACCUCGCUGAUAUGUUGUCAAUUGCUGAUGAAGUUCAGGAUGCUCUUGCUCAGAAUUUCGCCACACCAGACAUUGAUGAGGGUGAGUUAGAAGAUGAACUGGCGGCUCUUGGGGAGGACUUCGCCCUCGAUAGCGGCUUCUCUGAUCAGGCUUUGGAUGCUCCAUCCGUUCCCAGCACCACUCUUCCAGGUGAAAGCAUUCCCGCCUCUGCAACGGGUUCUCGAUCGACCGUGAACGGUGUCCCGGUUGAUGAAUUCGGAUUACCCCAGAUAUCAUGAACUCAGUUAUUUACUUGGACCCGUAUCACUUGUCCGAAAAAUGGCACAAUAACAAGCCUCACGUGAACCUUUUUCGUGUGAUAGAACAUUCAUGUCAUCGCUUUUCCAUGAACAUGUGCGACUUCGCACAAAUUUAUACAGUUACCUAACAGUUUAUUGUUUCUCUUUCUGAGACAUCCUGUUCAUUUCGGAUUCUGCUAUCCAUUUUCAUCAUUUCUUUUUAACUUACCAUGAUUCACAUCCUACAUCUUUGGCUUGUAGGAACCCGGCAUAUCUAACGUUGACUGAGUUUUUAUAAUACUUCGAAAAUAAAAACAAUUUUAUUACAAAAA
Dicrocoelium dendriticum is the source of this 1168-nucleotide messenger RNA. The record is from the annotation of a GenBank genome assembly. NCBI's taxonomy places the organism in Eukaryota, Metazoa, Platyhelminthes, Trematoda, Plagiorchiida, Dicrocoeliidae.